UCCUCGUCCGCUGUUAGCUGCGCAAGAACACUGCUGGUGUCUCUAUCUGCAGUGUCUCCUGUCUGCUCCGCGCCACUCCGAACUCCUCCCCAUGUCUUUUCACGGAGAGGCCCUGAGAACCAUAGGCCAGGCCGCGCUGAAGACCACGUACCUGACACAGAUGGGGGUUGGGGCUCUGGGCAACGCCAUCCUCCUGUUCCACAACAUCGCUCCAGGCUUGCUUGCCCACAGCCCGAGGCCUCCACACACCAUUCUCACCCACAUGGCCCUGGCCAACCUUUUGUUUCUUCUGUCCUCUGGGGUCCUCUACACAAUGGCAGCUUUUGUGUCAAGGAACCCCCUGAACAGCCUCGGGUGUAAGUGUGCGUAUUACGUACAGAGGGUGGCUCUCAGCACCGCCCUGUGCUCCACCUGCGUCCUCAGCACCUAUCAGUCCUUCACGCUCACCCCCAGGAGGGCGGAGUGGGUGAUGCUCAGAGGAAGGGCCCCCAGGGUCACUGGCCCUUCCUGCUGCACCUGCUGGGUGUUCAGUCUCUUAAUGUACAUCUACGUUCCUGUGAAAAUCACUGGUCCUCAGGACACACACAACUAUACUGAUUCCCAAGGCAAGUGGUUCUGCUCAAUCUCAGGUACUGUCACAGGCUUCGGCUACUUGUGGUUCAUCUCUGAUGCCAUGUUUAUUACCCUCAUGGUCUGCUCCAGCGGCUCCAUGGUGCUUCUCCUGCACAGACACCACCAGAGGGUGCAGUAUCUUCACACCCCCGCUGGGCACCACAGAUGCCCCCCGGAGACCAGAGCAGCCCACACCAUCCUGAUGCUCAUGGUCACCUUCGUAACCUUCUACCUGCUGAAUUACAGUUUAGUUUUCCAUAUCAGUGCCUCUUCAGAUUUUCGCCUGUGGUUGCUCCAGGUCUCACAUGUCUUGUCUUCUUGUUUCCCCACUAUUUCCCCCUUCCUGCUGCUCCUGAGGGAUCCUAGAACGCCUAGGUUCUGCUCUUGA
This is a messenger RNA of Capra hircus (goat), 1000 nucleotides long. Its product is annotated as vomeronasal type-1 receptor 4-like. The record is from RefSeq and is a predicted model, not a curated record. The transcript has a single exon. Gene Ontology annotation, cellular component: membrane. Gene Ontology annotation, molecular function: pheromone receptor activity. Gene Ontology annotation, biological process: G protein-coupled receptor signaling pathway. The coding region runs from base 92 to 1000 and encodes 302 amino acids. Lineage: Eukaryota; Metazoa; Chordata; Mammalia; Artiodactyla; Bovidae.